UUCAGAAUGCCCACGGUAGGUCUUUGACUGGAGUUUGUCUAUGUGUUGUCAUUACGUCACAAAGACUGAUUGCCGUGUCAUAAAUUUGCCAUAGCGCGAGUAUAAAAUGGUCUGGAAUUUGACAUCGAUUCAUAAUUGGAUUUGUGAUUGAGGUGACCACUACAGUAUAUAAAGAUGCUUUGCUGUCCUUGUAUUCCUCUGAGGAAGAGGAAGAAAGUCCAGGCAGAGCAAUGCUUGGAGAGGAGGCCUUGUCACUGGCUGAGGAGAUUGUUUAGAAAAGACAAGACUGGGGAUGCUGGUAUACCUGCGAUCCUGGAGCCAAGCCCUGUGUCAGGGGGGGUCCCUCAGAUCUCCAGCACAGUAAAGGAGGUCCCCAGCCCGGACACCCCAAAAGGCUGUGACCCCCUGGACCAGUCAACGGUCCAACUCGUGGAGGAGAGCCGGUCCCCAUCAAGGGGCCGUAAAAAGAGGGCCAGGUCAGCCCCUGUGGCCCUCCUCAUUGCCCCGGAGGCCCCAGAGAGUAGGGCCAGGACACCCCCUGUGGCCCUUCUCAUUGCCCCGGAGGCCCCAGAGAGUAGGGCCAGGACACCCCCUGUGACCCUGCUCAUUGCCCCGGAGGCCCCAGAGAGUAGGGCCAGGACACCCCCUGUGACCCUGCUCAUUGCCCCGGAGGCCCCAGAGAGAAAGCCGCAUGUUCUCCCGGCCCAGCAGUUGAAGUGCAGGGGGCUGCCUAACCUCGGACAGACCUGCUAUAUUAACUCCACCCUGCAGUGUCUGUUCGCUCUGCAGCCCCUCUGCAUCCAGCUGCUCCUGCAGGAGGAGACAUGGAGGCAGGAGCCCUCAGCACUGCUCCUCAGCUCCUUUGUGGGUCUCUGGUGCCUGAGGGCAUCCACGGACAGGGAGCUGAAGGCGGCAGUGCUGAUGGAGCUGAAGGACUGCAUCGCCCUGCGCAACCAAGAAUUCAAGGGGAACUCACAGAACGACGCCCAUGAGUUCCUCUCGGAGUGUCUUUUGGGCCUCAAGGACAUUGGGCACACCCUCCAGAUGGGGGAUGUGUCCUAUCAGUGCCCAGUGGACACUCUGCUCUCCUUCCAGCUCCAGCACAUAAGAUCUUGCAGGAGCUGUGGAGUUGAGAGCAGGAGGGAGGAGAUCUCCACCUACCUCUCCCUCCAAAUGGUUGCGCAGGGCACAGUCCAAAACAGCCUGGAGCUUUACUUCAACGAAUCAGAAGUUGAGUACAAGUGCGAGCGGUGUGGGGGUCAGGUGUCGAGCCUGAGGUGUAGUUUCUACACACUACCUCAGGUUCUCAUUUUACACCUGAAGAGGUUUUGCCCCUUCACCCUCACCAAAAGCAUGGCACCGCUUCAGCUGGAGACAGAGCUCCAGAUCAAACAAAGGACUGAGGACAUUGCAGGAAGGUGUGGCGAGUCCCCUCAGGUUCCGGCCCCCAGUGCAGGAUCAGGCUGCUGCCCUGCAGCCCCCUCUGUUCUAGAGGGGGCGUCUUCCUCUAAAGGCAAGUCUCCUCUCUGCUCACAGUGGACGCUGUGUCACACACGUCGAACCAAUGAACUUGCGUGUGUCCCUGUGCCUCAACUCGCAGAACCAUUGCUAACAACAACACCAAGGUUAUGGGUCUGA
This is a messenger RNA of Clupea harengus (Atlantic herring), 1638 nucleotides long. RefSeq names its product ubiquitin carboxyl-terminal hydrolase 37-like. Lineage: Eukaryota; Metazoa; Chordata; Actinopteri; Clupeiformes; Clupeidae. The coding region runs from base 175 to 1638 and encodes 487 amino acids. Gene Ontology annotation, molecular function: cysteine-type deubiquitinase activity. Gene Ontology annotation, biological process: G1/S transition of mitotic cell cycle; protein deubiquitination. Gene Ontology annotation, cellular component: cytosol; nucleus. The transcript is spliced from 13 exons. The record is from RefSeq and is a predicted model, not a curated record.